Molecule: messenger RNA, 354 nt
Organism: Phytophthora sojae
Lineage: Eukaryota; Oomycota; Peronosporomycetes; Peronosporales; Peronosporaceae
Exons: 3
Source: RefSeq, a predicted model, not a curated record
AUGGCCCAACCGAUUGUUUUUGCGGUGGAAGGGGCGACGCAGUUCUCGACGCAAUCCACAACUACCUACCGCUACAUCAUCUCACUCGAGAGUGAGAAACUGAGCAUUUGGCUAGAAGAUCGCUCCAGCAAGAAGCAAUGGCAAGUCGCUAAGGAUAGAAAGAAGACGGCCGCGAACGUGUUCGUGGACGCGUGCGCUCGUGACUACGUGGCUUGCUUCAAGCAGUGUCUGGACUGCCCGCUGGACAACAAAGAAGACAUUCAGCAAAAGUUGACGGCUCUCUCCGGUGGUAAACUCCAACUGGAAUUGGGCUUGAAGAUCCGCCUACUCCGGGCGGCACGCAGCGUCAAGUAC